AUGGGAACCAAAUUCAUGAUUCCUGUGAUUGGAGGGAAGGAGCUAGAUUUGCAUAUUUUAUAUGUAGAGGCAACUAACAGGGGUGGUUAUGAGAAGGUUGUUGCAGAGAAGAAAUGGAGGGAAGUGGGUUCUGUGUUUAGGUUCUCCGCAACAACAACAAGUGCUUCUUUUGUACUAAGGAAACACUACUUUAGCCUCCUUUAUCAUUAUGAACAGGUUCACUUCUUCAAGAUCCAGGGUCCAGUCUCUACUCCAGCAGUUGCAUUUUCUCUUAGCAGCCCUUCGAAGUCUGAAUUGGCUAUUGUGGAAUAUUCCCAAAAACCGAUAAGGGCAAAUUGUCCCAAUCCGCCUGCCGAAAGCUCUUCGUCCUUUUCGGCCAAUGGGACAAUAGAAGGGAAAUUUGACUGUGGUUAUCUAGUCUCGGUGCAAUUAGGGUCAGAGGUUCUCAAGGGAAUACUUUACCAUCCAGACCAGUCGGACUUGUCCAAUUCUAUUUCCCAAUACGACGGGGCCAUUGUUCCAUACAAUCCCAACCGGAGACGUCAUCUUUCUGGUCAUCGGAGGAGGAGAAGAAGCAGAAGAGCUGGGGAUCCCAGCUACCCCAAGCCCAACAGGAGUGGCUACAACUUCUUCUUUGCUGAAAAACACUACAAGCUGAAAUCCCUUUACCCAAAUAGAGAAAGGGAGUUUACAAAAAUGAUAGGCCAGUCUUGGAGCAAUCUCAGCGCAGAGGAGAGGAUGGUUUACCAAAACAUUGGGUUGAAAGACAAGGAAAGGUACAAGAGAGAAUUGAAAGAGUACAAGGAGAAACUUACGCUCGGGCAGGCCAUGGAAGUGGAGCUGAAUAUUAGAGCUAAAGAAGCUCAGGAUUGA
This is a messenger RNA of Dovyalis caffra, 873 nucleotides long. Lineage: Eukaryota; Viridiplantae; Streptophyta; Magnoliopsida; Malpighiales; Salicaceae. The record is from the annotation of a GenBank genome assembly.